AAUUAUUGGGUAUUUAUUCUAUUUAUUAUUUGAAUAUAAAUAUCUUCGUGCCUUUUUUUCUUUUCUUCAGUUUUGUUUUCUUCUUUCCUUUUAUUUCUUUUCUUUUUGUUGUUUUUUUUUUACUGAAUCAUGGACUCUUAUAAUCGCUUUCCUUUAUCUUCUUUGGCUCCCAAUAUUCCUAGAUCAACUCUCACAAUGAACAAGAAAAAUGGUAGAUUUGAUAAAAUUAAUAAUUACAAUAAUGUGAUAAUAAACGAUGUUCACAACCACAAUGAUGAUGUUAAUGCUAAUGACGUGGACUAUGGUAAUAACACGAAUAAUAAUUUUCAAAAUCAGUCACUAGUGCCUUUCGAUUAUGUUAAAUUUAUUAAAAAAGUAGAUAUAAUUCAAUAUGAAAAUCUUCAAAACUAUAAAAUACUGAAAAGAAAUUAUAGCUAUAAUUAUAAUAAUAAUAACAAUAACAACAACUAUCGUUACAAUAUUUGUAAUAGCAAUUAUUCGCUGAAAUCUCAUAAUCAUAUCUUGAAUGCAACAAAGUUGAAGAAAAAUCUACAAUUAGCUAUUAUAAAGUUAUCUCAAUCCCAAUCACAGUCACAAUCACGAACACAAUUACAGUCACUGUCACAGUCAGAUUCAAAUUCAAAUUCAAAUACACUUUUAAAAUCAAGUUCAAAAUCGAAUAAUAACUUUUUUAGUCAAAUUAACAAAAAUUAUCUUACUAGUAUUAAUAGUAAUCCAAGUACUAUUAGUAAUAACAACACAACUAGCGAUAAUAACAUAACAAGUGACAAUCCUUAUAACGAUAACUUCGAUGAUACCCAGCUAAUAAAAGACACUAGUAGUAGUAAUAAUAAUCAUAGUAACAGCGAUAGUAAUAACAAUAAUAACAAUAAUAACAAUAAUAACAAUAAUAACAAUAAUAUCAACAACAACAAUAAAAAUGACAACAAUAAUAAUAAUUUGCCUUCAAUAAGCUCAGUGAUUUCAAUCUCAAAUUCGGCUUCAAAUUCAAAUAGUCAAAAUUUAAUUGGCGACUCUAUCAAUAUUCAAACACCUCAGUCAUUAAUAACCAAUAAAAUCAAUUUAAUAAGCAAUACUCAGUUUAAGUUGCCAUUGCCAAAACUAAACAACAUUAAAAACAUCUAUGCUAAUAAUGGUAACAACAGCAUCAAUAAUAUCAGUAAUCAACCCAAUUUUGCGACCAAAAACAACAUCAACAAUAUUCUUUCAAAUAAGUUUAUCCCAUCAAGAAAUAACUCAUCAAUUCAAAUAAACUUCAAUACUCCUCCACUAACCUCAACUCCAUUAAAUUUAAAUAAUAGUUCAAUAAAUAUCACUAACAUUACUAACAAAUUGAACAAUAGCAUGAACACUAGCAUGAACACCAGCAUGAACACUAGUAUGAAUACUAGUAUGAAUAGCAAUUCAAGCUUUAAUGAAAUUAAUAGUGCUAGCAAAUAUUACUCCAAGAACUAUUUCCCAAUUGACUCAACUCCGAUUGUAAAUAAAACAAAAUUUUAUAAUAUCAACAACACGAAUAAAAAACAUGAAAACAGCAAUGCCAGAAAUGUCAAAUGUAACAGCAACCUCAUCAAUAUUGUCAAUAUGAGCACCGAUAAACUAUCCUCUAGUCCUAUAAAACCAGAUCAUCAUAAGGUCAAAGGUAGGGACAAAAACAAAGAAGAUGAGCAUCUAACAGCUGCUGAAGACACUGACCAAACAAGCAGCAAAGAUGGAAGAAGUUCAGAUGCAAACCAUAAGGAUCCAACUAAGGAGAAAGAAGACAAUGAUACCUCCUCGUCUUCAAUUGGGGCUGCAAAGUCUCUUUUACAACUAGCCUUUGUCAGCCAGGGCUAGCUGCUGCUGCCAGCAGAGGUGGCUAACGUGGGCUGCC
This is a messenger RNA of Ascoidea rubescens DSM 1968, 1894 nucleotides long. RefSeq lists its product as uncharacterized. The transcript has a single exon. NCBI's taxonomy places the organism in Eukaryota, Fungi, Ascomycota, Saccharomycetes, Ascoideales, Ascoideaceae. The coding region runs from base 130 to 1857 and encodes 575 amino acids. The record is from RefSeq and is a predicted model, not a curated record.